This is a messenger RNA of Cutaneotrichosporon cavernicola, 486 nucleotides long. RefSeq lists its product as uncharacterized. The transcript has 3 exons. The coding region runs from base 1 to 486 and encodes 161 amino acids. The record is from RefSeq and is a predicted model, not a curated record. NCBI's taxonomy places the organism in Eukaryota, Fungi, Basidiomycota, Tremellomycetes, Trichosporonales, Trichosporonaceae.
AUGCUCCUCUUCCUUCUCUUCAUUGGUCUUGUGGCAGCCGCUCCGGCUCCGCAACUCCCGCUUUCCGACUUUAGGGGUCCUUGGACAAUUGGCUAUCGCCGAGUCAAACUGCCUCUCCAAGCGCACCCGGGCUACUGCCUCGGCCUGAGUGCGAAAAACUGGGGCGAGCCUGUCUCGCUGGUUUUUUGCGACUCUGACGACGCCAAGCUCGUCAUGCGCUCCGACAAACUUACGGCCUUUGGUACGAUCCUCCACCACGACUUCUGUCUCGAUGUGACCCAGGGCGAUCCGUCGCUGUACGCCCAGGCAUAUUGGUGCUGGUCGGCGCCUCCGCUGGGUCGGUUCAAACAAAUGCUCAAGGUGCCGGGCCCCGAGCUCUUGUCUGGAGGCGCGUACCCGAGCGCCAAGAUUACAUUUGCCGAUUGCGAUGACUCGGGCGCGGACAGAUACCAGCGCUGGGGGUUCGAGGAGUUUUUCGACGAGUGA